AUGUUACAGUGGCCGGCGGGACACAUUGGACACCUCACGCAGCAUCAAAUCGACGCACUCGGGAACUUCAAGAAGCUGUGCGAACAGAAAGGCUACUACACCCCAGCAUCGGAGGAUGGCAAGGUACCCUCAUCCCACGACGACGAGACGCUCCUCCGCUACAUUCGCGCACGCAAAUGGAUACCCCAAGAAGCCUUUGUCCAGUUCAGGGAGACCGAAGACUGGCGCAUCGAGAACCAGCUAGACACGUUAUACGAAACGAUCGAUGUUGAUGAGUACGAGCAAACGCGUAGGUUAUACCCGCAAUGGACUGGCCGGCGGGACAAGCGAGGCAUUCCCCUCUACGUAUAUGAGGUUUCGCAGGUAGACUCCAAGGAUGUCAACGCCCAUGCCAGUGGGAAGGACGCCAAGCACGCGAAGCAAGCGACGACUGCCACCACGCCUCGUCAUCUACUGCGGUUGUUCGCGUUGUAUGAAAAUUUAUGUCGUUUCGUCCUACCUUUGUGUUCGGCUCUCCCAAACCGACCGCACGGCGAAUCACCCAUCAGUCAGAGUAACAACAUCGUCGACAUCUCGAAAGUUGGCUUCGCGAAGUUCUGGAGCUUGCGGAAUCACAUGGGCGACGCAUCGAAGCUGGCAAGCGCACACUACCCGGAAACGCUGGAUCGUAUCUUCGUCAUUGGCGCGCCGAGCUUCUUCCCGACCGUGUGGGAGUGGGCGAAGAAGUGGUUCGAUCCCAUUACCGUCUCCAAAAUCUUCAUCCUCUCCGACAAAACCAUGUUCGAAACCCUCUCCAAGUACGUCGACGUUGACAAUAUCCCCAAAAAGUACGGCGGCAGGCUCGACUGGCAAUUCGGCGACAGACCUUUCCUCGAGCCCGCCAUCGCGGAUAAUCUCCGGUGGAAAGAAGAUGUGCGCGAGAAGGGGCACAGAACACUGCCCAAAGGACCUGUUAGAUGGCAGUAUGACGACAAAGGCGAUUUGGUCGCGACGGCAAUUGGAACCGAGCAUGGAAAGCGCAGGGCGCUGGUCAUUGCGGGGCUGCAUCCCGAAGCUGGCGUGGCACGGCUGGCGCUUUCGCCUGGCCGCGUCAACGCUAACCCGCAAGUCGGCAGCCUUCAUGCAUCAUCCCAACCCUCCUCCCGUACAGGAGCGUACACGGUACCAUACACAGACAUCGACCAAGACAUCGCCAGUCCACCAACAGACUCAAGGCAGGGAACGAGUAGUACCCGUUUCGAACAACAAAACAACACGCACGCGCAGGGACAAAUGGCGCAUGGGACGCCGGACUAUAAAGUCGACGGACGGGGGGAGAGGCAGGGGAUCAUGGAACCCAACACCGUCGGGCAGGCGCCGAAGGAACACCCGAUGAAGUAUCCUCAACCUGGGGAUGGGGAGGGACAGCAGCCGAGCAUGAUGGAGCAGGCGCAGAGUUACGCGACGCAGGCGGUUGAGCAGGUGCAGGGGUUGUCGGGGAGUGUGUUGGUUGCGGUGGGGAUGGGCGAGAAGAAGGAGGAAGUUGCCGCGCCGAAGGAGGUGAAGCCAGACGAUCCGAGGGUUGAUGACAUGCCGGCGAAGAAUGUGGAGGAGUUUUUGCGGUAUAAGGCUAUGAGUCAGCCGCAGCCGCCGGGGAAGUGA
This is a messenger RNA of Baudoinia panamericana UAMH 10762, 1641 nucleotides long. RefSeq lists its product as uncharacterized. NCBI's taxonomy places the organism in Eukaryota, Fungi, Ascomycota, Dothideomycetes, Mycosphaerellales, Teratosphaeriaceae. The record is from RefSeq and is a predicted model, not a curated record. The coding region runs from base 1 to 1641 and encodes 546 amino acids. The transcript is spliced from 3 exons.